GAGAAGAGGAGGUUUCAGCGCUCUCCUGCGUGCUGUUAACAUAUUUUCCAGCUUACACCUCAGGACCCGUCCCAGCAGCUAUGAUCUUCACAGCAGAGCAGGUCACCUGCGUGUGCGAGGUCCUACUGCAGAGCGGCUGCAUCGAUCGUCUCACCAACUUCCUCAGUACUCUUCCUCCUCCUUCCACUUCAUGCCCCGGGGAGCUGGAGAGUGUGCUAAAAGCCAAAGCCGCAGUGGCUUUUCACCAAGGGCGCUUCUCGGACCUCUACACCCUGCUGAAGGGCUUCCCUUUCUCUCCACACAGCCACCCGCUCCUGCAGCAGCUCUGGCUGCAAGCCCACUACGUAGAAGCAGAGCGGCAGAGGGGCCGACCCCUGGGAGCUGUGGGGAAGUACCGUGUGAGGAGAAAGUUUCCCUUACCACUCACCAUCUGGGAUGGUGAGGAGACCAGCUACUGCUUCAAGGAGAAAUCUCGGAGUAUCCUGAGGGAAUGGUACCACCGUCAGCCGUAUCCCUCUACACGGGAGAAGCGGGAGCUCGCAGCAGCCACCGGUCUCACCGCCAUCCAGGUCAGCAACUGGUUCAAGAACCGCCGGCAGAGGGACCGGACAGUGGACCCUACCGGGUCAGUGAGGGGCAGAAGGUCGCUCUUCCUGACAGGUUAUGGAGGACCUUCAGAAGAAACCUACCCUUCCUCUGAUAAUGACCUUUCACCUCCGGGCAGCCCCCAGUACCGCAGUGCACCACCUCCACCCCUCUUUCAUCCACCACCUCCACUACAUCACACAUGUGGGGGCCAUCCAGAAGGUUAAUCUGAUACGUCAUGGUACUCUGUAGAAUUUCUGGUGUCACUGAAAGUUUAUUACCAAAACAUGACCUAGCAGAUCCCGUACAGAGACUUAAACGUAAGCAGAACACCACACAAGACAGACAGAAGUAAGCGUAAUACGUUUGGAUUAAACCCAAUAUAUGGGUUCACAGGUGUGGCUUAAAGGUGAAUCUCCACGCUGCAUUCACAGAUGGAACUUUAUAAUGAUCAGGGUGUUUUUUGGGGGGGUUUUUUUUAAAGGGAGUGUGCUGGUAAAAUGUGCCAACAUAUAUCAUACCCAAAGGUUACACAAUGAAUCUAGAGACACCUUUUUCAGUGUUUACAACUUCCCGAAAUGUCUUAAAACUGUAAGCAAACCUGAAUAAAACCACUUCACUAUCA
This is a messenger RNA of Archocentrus centrarchus (flier cichlid), 1210 nucleotides long. RefSeq names its product SIX homeobox 9 (gene six9). The transcript has 3 exons. Bases 81 to 812 code for a protein of 243 amino acids. Gene Ontology annotation, biological process: skeletal muscle fiber development; regulation of transcription by RNA polymerase II; regulation of skeletal muscle cell proliferation. Gene Ontology annotation, molecular function: DNA-binding transcription factor activity, RNA polymerase II-specific; RNA polymerase II cis-regulatory region sequence-specific DNA binding. Gene Ontology annotation, cellular component: nucleus; transcription regulator complex. NCBI's taxonomy places the organism in Eukaryota, Metazoa, Chordata, Actinopteri, Cichliformes, Cichlidae. The record is from RefSeq and is a predicted model, not a curated record.